This is a messenger RNA of Verruconis gallopava, 315 nucleotides long. RefSeq names its product U6 snRNA-associated Sm-like protein LSm5. Gene Ontology annotation, biological process: mRNA splicing, via spliceosome. The record is from RefSeq and is a predicted model, not a curated record. Gene Ontology annotation, cellular component: Lsm1-7-Pat1 complex; U4/U6 x U5 tri-snRNP complex; U6 snRNP. Lineage: Eukaryota; Fungi; Ascomycota; Dothideomycetes; Venturiales; Sympoventuriaceae. Gene Ontology annotation, molecular function: RNA binding. Bases 1 to 315 code for a protein of 104 amino acids. The transcript has 5 exons.
AUGGCUGCUCCGCAGCUUUUGCCGCUGGAACUUAUCGACAAGUGCGUCGGCUCCAAGAUAUGGGUCAUCAUGAAGAACGACAAAGAAUUCGCGGGCACGCUGCUUGGCUUCGACGACUACGUCAACAUGGUCUUGGAGGACGUGACUGAAUUCAACUAUGACGGACAACACACGAAGCUGCCGAAAAUUCUGCUGAACGGGAAUAACAUAUGCAUGUCACUAUUCGAUCACUUCGAUUGGCUCGAGGAACUGAAAUGCGGAAAUUGGCAUCAACAGAAAGCAAUGAUGAGAGUACUUGAGAAGGAGACGUCAUAA